AUGCAAGCAGUGGUGAGCACAACGUCGUAUCGCCAGCGCCUUUAUGCAUCGGUCAGUACCACCAAUGCGCUACCCGCACCUUGCAACCAGAGCCAGAUAAAUGAGAUUUUAGAGGAAGAACUCAACGGCAAUGUUCUGUGGGAAGAAAAAUUGCUCCCCCAAGAUGUUGAAUCCGUCAUGGACGCCAUUUUCAUCCAAUCCGAUUUUACCCCAGAAGAUAUCAGUCGUAUUCAUUAUCAAUCAUUCGAGUCUAGCUCAGGGAGGAGAAGUACCGGAGUGCCUGUUUUCAUACCUGCUGGCAGGGGCGCGAGUGGGACGUGGCAACCUGAUACGAGGAACGUUCAACCAAGGACGUUGGCGAACACCAGGGCUACCAAAAGGCAGAGGGCGCAGAAACAGAGGGAAAAGACGCAAAAUACACGACCGCGUUCGCAGAUGAGCGCGGUGGCGUCCGCGGUGAUCGAUACAGAAGUGGAGGGGUGGAAUUCUUUGACAGCAUCUCAUGCCGAUAAGAGCUUCAGCACCCAAGAAUACGACUACAAGAAUUCGAACAAAAAGCGGAUCAAAAUAUCGGCGAUGGCAGAGGGCAGGUGGACCCUGCUCUUCAAUACCGUGCAAGCCAUCAUGUAUUCGUUGUAUGCGAAAUGUUUCCCAAAUCCCUCAAAAUCAUUCCCCUUCCGGCCCAUGGAUCUUGUCUGUGGCCAGCCAAAGCGUAUCUGGUCUUCCAAAUUUUCUACUAUUGUCGUCCCGGACGAUACCAACGCACAAAAGCCAGACAUUGUCCUCGUCAAUUGCAGCCUAGGUGACUCCUCGUUACGAUGGUGCAACAUCAUCACAUGCGUGGAGCUUACGGACAGCGAACUAAGCACGCAAAUACCUUUAUAUCGGGGUUCCGCCACCAAAGGGUAUCUUUUAAUGCGAGAGCAACCCUGGCGCCGAUUCGUCUUCAUCUUCUCUAUCGCCCACAACCAACUUCGCUUACAUUACUUCGACCGCUCGGGUCUUAUCAUUUCCCGCCCCAUCUCCAUCACCAAAAACCCGGUACGUCUUCUCGACGUCUUAAAUACUGUCACUCUCGCGCACACCAACACCCUCGGUUUCGAUCCCACGAUGCACAUGUGCGAUUGUACCUGCAAGAACACGCACCAUGAUCUGAGGGAGAAAGCGAUAGGUUGGAUAGAGGGUAAAGACGGGACUCACUUGUCAAUCAUGAGCAUUCUUUGGCGAAGCCAAGGUUUCUUCUCCCGUGGCACCAUUUGCUACCGCGUUCAGACUCCAGGCGGAGAUGAGUACGCACUGAAAGACUGUUGGGUUCCUGAAGACAGGAGAUAUCACGAGGGAAACGUACUUCGGAUGGUUGCGGGCGUCCCCAACGUAGUGAGGCUCGUGGAUGAGUGGGACGUCCUUUACGAUGGGAUGCCGGACUGCACAGAUCGCAUUCGAGCAUCUCGUGGUAUGAGUAGUGCUGGGUUCAUCCGCAGGUACCACCGGCGCCUUCUUUUGAGCCCGUGUGGAGAGCCCCUCAUGACCUAUUCCUCAAGGACAGAGCUAUUAAAAGCCUUCCAUGACAUAGUCGUUGCUCAUAGCUUAAUGCUCAAAUGCAAUGUCCUCCAUGGAGACCUGAGCCCGAAUAAUUUCAUAAUUUACGACGGUCAAGGGUAUUUUAUCGAUUUUGAUCAUGCCGGGAUCACCACUGAUAGCAACAGUAUUCGAUCGGAAGGCACGGGUACCAGGCCUUAUAUGUCGAUCCGCCUGCUGCGAGAGGGUAGUAAUAACAAUGGGAACGAAGUGACGGUCUUUCACACAGCUGGUGAUGACCUGGAGUCGCUAUUCUACAUCUUCGUCGAAUUUGCGACUACCUUCGAUGGGCCACACGCCAUGACCAAAGACAAUGCCCGAAAGCCCAUGUGGUAUGACUACUGGCUCCUCAUGGGUGACAAUUCCUGGGCUCCAAAGCAAGGAUUGGUGCUCUCGCAUUCCGGCGACAGGUCGCUAAUGUCACAAACAACGUCGUUCUUUGGGCCAUUCGGUCCAAUUAUUCAAGAGUGGCGUCUUUUGAUUCGCGCGGCCGCCGAGGCCGCAAGCCAAACAAAUGGCCCUCCCUCCGGCGUAUCUCAUGAGGAGCUUGCUACGCUCCUCCAUAAAUGGCUCUCUCAGCUCCCCCCAGAGAUACCCGAAGAUGUUCCGUCCGCUACAGCAUCACCCCUCUCUGUAGCAUCAUCAUCGAGAAUAACUCGACCUUCGGGCCCAAACAACAUAAUGCAACCGGCUACGGCUCUUCGUCGUUCUGCACGCAUCCAAAUGAAAUUAUGA
Suillus plorans is the source of this 2313-nucleotide messenger RNA. RefSeq lists its product as uncharacterized. Gene Ontology annotation, molecular function: ATP binding; protein kinase activity. The transcript is spliced from 3 exons. The record is from RefSeq and is a predicted model, not a curated record. Gene Ontology annotation, biological process: protein phosphorylation. Lineage: Eukaryota; Fungi; Basidiomycota; Agaricomycetes; Boletales; Suillaceae. Bases 1 to 2313 code for a protein of 770 amino acids.